This is a messenger RNA of Archocentrus centrarchus (flier cichlid), 4221 nucleotides long. It is a transcript of the gene fgfr1a, whose product is annotated as fibroblast growth factor receptor 1a. Gene Ontology annotation, biological process: positive regulation of cell differentiation; multicellular organism development; positive regulation of cell population proliferation. Gene Ontology annotation, cellular component: plasma membrane; signaling receptor complex. Gene Ontology annotation, molecular function: fibroblast growth factor receptor activity; ATP binding; fibroblast growth factor binding. NCBI's taxonomy places the organism in Eukaryota, Metazoa, Chordata, Actinopteri, Cichliformes, Cichlidae. The record is from RefSeq and is a predicted model, not a curated record. The transcript has 19 exons. Bases 542 to 3049 code for a protein of 835 amino acids.
AUUCUCGUUGUUUAGCCGUACCUCUCCGCCGGGAACCGUAGAAAUACUUUCUAGGAUUGAUUUAAGCGCCGUUGUUUUGCGUAGUAAAAAAAAAAAAAAAGCUACAUAUAUUUACAUAAGACUGGAGGACAUUUCGUGUUCGGACAUUGUGUUAGCCUGAGUUAAACAACUUUAGGGCAGUUUUCUGAAGUGGGAAGACUAAAUUUCAUCGCAAGCGAAGCCCUUUGGGAUAAAGAGACUGCUGGAAACUGCUGCAUAGGGCUGCGCUCUCGUAGUUUUUUCGGACGGGUUUAACCAGUGGAACGAACUUUUUUUUUUUCUGCCGCAAAGUUCGUUAAGAAGAAAAAAAAUGCGCAAACCUGUUAGCUAAACGUCGAGCUUCGUCGUUAGCGGGACCGCACAUUAAAAGUCUGGAUAUACUGUUUUUCGAGGAAGUUUUCCUGCAUCCAAUCUCAGCUCAUGAGUCUUCCUUAUCUGACCGAGGCUGGCUGUUUCACGGCUCCCCGCCAGUAAGCUGUGGACUGUGGAUGCCCUGCUGCUGAUGUCCCAAACACCUGAAUGGAGUUCCAGUCGCACAAAAGCCAACAGUUGUAGCUCCUUCAGCAGGAUGCUGAUGAGGCCAAGUAUAUUUCUGUUGCUGGCUUUGUUCGCCCAAGUUUUGAGGACCCAGUGCCGGCCUGCCAACACUGAUGAAGUCUCUGUGGAGGCGCAAGCCGAGCUGUAUACCCGUUACAUCGGGGAUCGCCUGGAUCUCAGUUGCUCUGCCAAGGACUCCCUCCAUGCUGUCAACUGGACCAAAGACCAUGUAACUGUAGUAGAUGGAGAACAUACUCGUAUCCGCAAUGGCCAGCUGGAGAUCGAGUCUGUGGAGCUGACUGACUCCGGUCUGUACGUGUGCACGACCUUCGGCAACCACAGCAUCUACUUCAACGUGACUGUUGAUACCUUGGCCUCAUCUGAGGAUGAUGAUGAAGAUGAAGAGUCUUCAUCAGAGGAAACCAAACUGCUGGGCAGUCAAAAGCUGAUGCCAAUGGCUCCACAAUGGGCUCACCCAGAAAAAAUGGAGAAGAAGCUUCAUGCCGUUCCAGCCAGCAAAACUGUAAAGUUUCGAUGCCAGGCCAGUGGCAACCCAACUCCCACUCUGAAAUGGUACAAGAAUGGGAAGGAGUUCAAGAGAGACCAUCGCAUUGGAGGCUUCAAGGUCCGUGACCAUGUAUGGACCAUCAUCAUGGAGUCUGUAGUACCCUCUGACAAGGGAAACUAUACCUGUGUGGUGGAAAACCAGUAUGGCAGCAUUAAUCACACCUAUCAGCUAGAUGUCGUGGAGCGCUCUCCACACAGGCCCAUCCUGCAGGCUGGCCUGCCAGCUAAUUGCACUGCAGUAGUAGGCAGUGACGUGGAGUUUGAGUGCAAGGUGUUCAGUGACCCUCAGCCCCACAUUCAGUGGCUGAAGCACAUCGAGGUCAAUGGGAGCCGUGUUGGUCCAGAUGGUCUACCCUACGUUCGUGUCCUCAAGCAUUCUGGGGUCAAUAGCUCGGACGCUCAGGUGCUGACCCUCUACAAUGUGACAGAGGAGGAGAGCGGAGAGUAUAUAUGUAAAGUGUCCAAUUAUAUAGGAGAGGCCAAUCAGUCAGCCUGGCUGACUGUCACCAGAUAUGAACCCACAGCGGUCCCGCACUACCCCCCAGCCAGCCACACCUACCUGGAGGUAGUCAUCUACUGUGUGGGCUUCUUUUUCAUAGCCAUCAUGAUUGCGAUCGCAAUUAUCGUCAAGAUUCGCACCUCCUCUAAGAAGAGUGACUUCAACAGUCAGCUGGCCGUCCAUAAGCUGGCCAAAAGCAUCCCCCUGCGCAGACAGGUAACAGUGUCUGUAGACUCAAGCUCCUCCAUCCACUCCGGAGUGAUGCUAGUCCGCCCCUCCCGCCUCUCUUCCAGUGGCACGCCAAUGUUGUCAGGAGUUUCUGAGUAUGAGCUGCCGCAAGAUCCCCGCUGGGAGCUUCCCCGGGACAGACUUGUUCUUGGGAAGCCACUGGGCGAAGGCUGCUUUGGCCAGGUGGUGAUGGGGGAAGCGCUUGGUCUCGACAAAGAGAAGCCAAACCGUGUCACCAAGGUUGCAGUCAAAAUGUUGAAAUCUGAUGCCACAGAGAAAGACCUGUCAGACCUCAUUUCAGAGAUGGAGAUGAUGAAGAUCAUUGGGAAGCACAAGAACAUCAUUAAUCUGCUGGGAGCCUGUACACAGGAUGGUCCUCUAUAUGUGAUAGUUGAAUAUGCAUCCAAGGGCAACUUGCGAGAAUACCUCCGGGCUCGCCGCCCACCAGGUAUGGAGUACUGCUACAACCCAGACCAGGUUCCUGUGGAGAACGUGUCUGUCAAAGAUCUUGUGUCCUUUGCUUACCAAGUGGCCCGAGGCAUGGAGUAUCUGGCCUCCAAAAAGUGCAUCCACAGAGACCUUGCAGCUCGCAAUGUUUUGGUGACAGAGGACAAUGUGAUGAAAAUAGCCGACUUUGGCCUGGCAAGAGAUAUCCACCACAUUGACUAUUAUAAGAAGACCACCAAUGGCCGUUUGCCAGUGAAGUGGAUGGCUCCAGAGGCUCUGUUUGACCGGAUAUACACGCACCAAAGUGAUGUCUGGUCAUUUGGGGUGUUGCUUUGGGAGAUCUUCACCCUAGGUGGCUCUCCAUAUCCUGGUGUUCCAGUGGAAGAGCUGUUCAAGCUGCUCAAGGAAGGUCACCGUAUGGACAAGCCCUCCACAUGCACACAUGAGCUGUAUAUGAUGAUGAGGGACUGCUGGCAUGCUGUGCCUUCUCAGAGGCCCACAUUCAAACAGUUAGUAGAAGACCUGGAUCGUGCUCUGGCCUUGACAUCUAACCAGGAGUAUUUGGAGCUUUCAGUGCCUCUGGACCAAUAUUCCCCCAGCUACCCAGACACCCGCAGCUCCACCUGCUCCUCUGGAGAGGACUCUGUUUUCUCACAUGAUGCUGGUGCGGAGGAACCAUGCCUGCCCAAGUUCCCUCCUCACUCUAAUGGGGCGGCCAUUAAGAAACGUUGAUACCUCCUGUUCUUUCAAACAUUGACAUUUCCUCCACUCCCUGCCUCAUGGGGUUGGACUCCUCCCCGUAUUCCCAGAGAUGAAGCUAAAUUAAAAAACAAAAACCCCACUGGUGCUUUUGUGGAGAAGGAUCUUGGAGACACCUUGUUGAACUCACUUGGAUCACAUGGACUGAAGAUUGCAGCCAUUUCCCAGUUCUUGUUGGUGACUGUGUUACGAGCACUUUGUAUUAACGGGACUGGCUUACAGUGCCAGAAAAGAAACUGACUUUUCUCAUCACUUGGGGCAUUCCAAAGCCGGGUCAGGAGAACUGAAAGGACUGAUGUUUGGGGGGGGUGUAGGGUUUGAUUUGGUUUGUUUGUCCUCAGUGUUUGUUUCAUCAAAGGUGAAGACCAGCACUCUGCUUUUCAGACCAAAUCCACAGAAGAUGCUAUCAAGAGAUGUGCAGCACCAUGGGCCACUGCAUCAUUCAUUAUCAUCUUGUACAUACAGUUAGGAAAUUAUGAAUACAAAUAUAUAUAUUUACACUGUAUUCUUAUUUUUAUUACCAUAAUUGACUUACUUUUUGUACAAGGAUGCUUCUGCUUGAUCCAUUUUUGAGUUUAGCCUGAGGGGAAGUUGCUCCAUGAGGGUAUUUUAAAAUUGAUAAGGAUUACAUGGCCAUUUCUUUCUUUCUCGCCGUAUCACAGCUUUGAUUUUCCCCUAUUUUUUUUUUUUUCUUUACUGCAUAAUCUUUGAUGGAAAUAUAUAUUGGGUUUUUUGUUUUUUUGUUUGUUUUUUUUAAACUAAGUGCUUUUCAUGACGCAACCUUGCAAUACAGUUUCUUAGUGUUUUGGAUGGCUUUCCAGCUGUGUGUGUGUGUGUGUGUGUGUGUGUGUGUGUGUGUGUGUGUGUGUGUGUGUGUGUGUGUGUGUGUGUGUGUGUGUGUGUGAAAAUGAUCUCUUCACUUCAAGAAUGGUCACAACUGUAAAUAUUUCUGGUUGUAUGCCAGGCUUGUUAAUAUCCACAGCAAUCCACAACCGUGCGCACCUUUUCAUGUGAUGAACUUUUCUCCUACUGUAAAUGAUUUAACAGGGGUUACAUUUGCUGCCAUAUAACUUCUGACAAAGGCUUGCAGAACACGUAUGUCAUCAUAAAAAGGAUUACAUUGAAUAAAAUGCUGUUGAUAAAUA